Dermatophagoides farinae (American house dust mite) is the source of this 866-nucleotide messenger RNA. The record is from RefSeq and is a predicted model, not a curated record. NCBI's taxonomy places the organism in Eukaryota, Metazoa, Arthropoda, Arachnida, Sarcoptiformes, Pyroglyphidae.
GUGAAACUGAUCAAUCAAUCAGAUGACGGCGACGGUGAUGGUGAUAAUUGUGGAAAACGUUAUGAUGGUUUUUUGAAAAUAAUUGCCGGUAAUAAUUGUUUUUGAAUCAAAGAAUUUCCGAUCUGAUUGACCACAACAAAAAAAUUAUUUUCCUGUCGUAGCAAUAUGGAAAUUUUAUUGCCGCCUAUUUUAUGAUAUUGAAAUCAAUGGCAUGGAAAACAUAAUCAAUACACAGCCAGCAUUGAUCAUUUUCUAUCAUGGUGCAAUACCGAUAGAUAUUUUUUUCCUGAUGACUGAUUAUUAUUUGAAAACAAAACGGCUGAUUUAUACGAUAACUGAUCGUAUUGUAUAUAGAAUACCGGGUUCAUUUUUAUUACAUUUUUUUCAUAUUAUUCCUGGCAAUUCUGAUGAUUGUGUUAUGAUAUUGAAAAAAGGCAAAUCAUUGCUAUUAUCACCAGGUGGUACAUUUGAAGCAUUUUUCAGCGAUACAAACAGCACUAUUGUUUGGAAUGGCCGUAAAGGUUUUGCACGUAUAGUGAAACAAACCAAUGUGCCAAUCAUAUUGGUAUAUACUAGAAACAUACGUUUUGCUUUCAUACAGAUACCAAUUGUGCAUAGAUUAUGGCAAAAAAUUUAUCAAAAUUUUCGUAUACCAAUAUUAAUUCAUCUUGGAUUGCCAGUGAAACUAUUCACAAUGAUUAGUGAACCAAUACAUUUUCCACAUGAUUAUUCGAUUGAUCAGAUUGCAUUGGAAACGGAAACAAAAAUGGCCAAAUUUAUCAGACAAAAUCAAACAAAAUCAAACACAACUAUUGAAGCAUUGAAACAAAGAUUUUUGUUAACAUGAAAUUAAAACAAAAAAAAAG